AUCAAACUAAGGCCGUGUCAUAAUCUUGUAUACAGAUGAUAUGAUAUUUCUAUAUUUGAUGGUCGACAUGAUUUUAUAAUUGUUUUACUGUGUAAUUUAGCAAGACUAAUGUAUUUCGAAUUAGUUUUCUAUUGUGUGAUUUUUUUUUUAGUAUUUGUACCAUGGAGCUUGCAUAUGGGCGACAACCAAAAUUUUUGUGGGAAUAAACUUCUUCUUUAUGAUGAGGCCUGUUUACAUAUCAAAAUUGAUAGCCCUGUUCCGCUGAAACUUUAUAUGCAAUCUACGGAAUGUUAUCAGUGUGAUGCCAUUCCUUUACCUGAUCUCAAGAAACCAGUUGUCGUUUCUACUACCUAUCCUACUUUUCUUCAAUUAGUUAAAGAAAAUGAAAAUUUAUCUUUUAAUGAUAGCAUAUUUCAUUUUGGGCAACAUGGACAUUACAAUGUCACUCUAUCUGAUGGGAUUGAUAUCGUUGAAGACGUAACUCCAGAAGAUGCCUAUGCCCCCUUAAAAAUUGAGCUGUUCGCUCUGUUUGUUAUAAUUAUUAUGUGUAGUAUUAAUGCGUUUGCUGCUUCUAGUUCAUCAAGAUUUUCUAGGUAUAUUGAUGUCAGAGGUUUAUUUCAAACAGGUUAUUUUCGUGAAUUACAAAAUGAUUUAGGCUCACCAUCGGAAACUUCAUCUGAACCUACAGGUUUGAUAUCAUCGGCAGAAAAUAUAAGGAAUAAUGCCCAGAAUAGUAGGAACUAUUCCAGAGUUCAAAGUUUAGAUGCAUUCAGAGGAUUGACAAUAGUCCUGAUGCUGUUUGUCAACUACGGAGGAGGAAAAUAUAAAUAUUUUCAACAUGCUGUUUGGAACGGUUUAACAAUUGCAGAUGUAGUUUUCCCUUGGUUUGCUUUUAUCAUGGGCAUGAGUCUUCUCUUAUCAAUUUCUGCUCUGUACCGCAAUACAAAUUCUCGAAGUGCAGUACUUUUAAAAGUCUUUCUUCGAAGUCUUGUUUUAAUAAUACUUGGUGUUAUAUUAAAUUCUGUAAACCAUGAUGAUAUAUAUACACUACGAUUUCCUGGAGUAUUGCAAAGGUUGGGCUUGUCCUACUUUAUUGUUGGUAGCAUUGAAGUAUUGUUUUUACGUGCUCACCUUGCAGAUUUGGAAGUUGGUAGAACGGCAUUGAUGCAGGUUUCUGGAGUUUUCCAAUGGAUGGUUUCACUGCUAAUAAUUGGAGUUCACUCAUGUAUUACAUUCCUUCUUCAUGUUCCUGGUUGUCCACCUGGCUACUUAGGACCCGGAGGCUUGCAUAAGCAUUCAUCAUUUGAAAAUUGUACCGGUGGAGCUGCUGGCUACAUUGAUCGUUUUAUCUUCAAAGAACAACAUAUUUACAGUAGACCAUCCUCAAAGAAAAUUUACCACAAUGAACAACGUUUUGAUCCUGAAGGUUUACUCGGAACGCUGACUACUGCACUCACUGUGUUUUUGGGUGUUCAUGCUAUAAGAUUAUAUGUUGUUUGUAGAAGUCCAAAGAAAUUAAUGGUUCAGUGGAUUGUCAUUGCAAUUAUUACUGGAGUUGUAGCGGGUCUUCUAUGCCAAUGGAGCCAAGAAGAAGGUGUAAUUCCUAUCAACAAGAAUCUUUGGUCUCUGUCUUUUUCAUUAGCCACUGCUAGUCUAGCUUUUAUUGCUAUAAGUAUUUUGUAUUUCAUCAUUGAUUACAAAAAGCUGUGGUCAGGGUCACCAUUUAAAGAAGUCGGAAAAAAUGCCAUCUUGAUAUACCUAGGCUCAUCAAUAUUCAAGGAAACAGUUCCUUGGCAUUGGACGCCUGUUGACCUAACAACUCAUACCGAGUCACUCAUCAUGGAUACUUGGGGAACUAUAUUAUGGAUUAUGAUUGCUGUUGUUUUUUCAAAAAAUAAUAUUUAUCUUGCUAUAUAAGUUUUUUUAAUAUAUAUAUUUUUAUAUUAGAGGAACAAAAGACUGAUUAACAGACCAUUACAUUAAUGGUAAGAUCUGUUGUGAUUUCUCUAACUAUGAUUGGUGUUCGAGAAAAACCUGACCUUAAUUUUUCAGAAGUACACUUUACUAAUCUUAAUGAUUAUGGUUAUUAUUUAUGGGACAUUUCAUGUUAUUUUGAAAACAAUUUAUUGUCAAAUAAGUUUUUUGAUAUUUUAUAAGAUGAACUGAUAGGGGAUUUAAAAACAUUGAACUUUUUAAAAAAAAAAAACUCUUCUGCAGAAUUAAGAGUUGUAGGUUUUUCCGAAACACUAGCUACAUAAUUGUUUCAUAAUGCUGAGACAGCUUUUAGUUUUGUAAUUAGAGUAUUUUUUAUACAAAUACUAACCAUUGUGAUAAAGAAAUCAGAAGCCUGGAGUAAUGAUAGAGUGACUUCCCUUAUUAGAUACUUAAUGUUUUCUAACGAUUCUAGUUAUAGUUUGGUAAUUGUAAACUUUAUUUUUUAUAGUGAACUUAGUUAUUAUAGUGACAUAUCACACGGUUUCUUGUUUUCAACUAUUACCUAAUAUGCAAUAUAUUUUAAAUUGCUACCAAGGAUUUUUUGCAUUUAAAAAUGAUACCAUUUAUAGUGCGGUUGUAAUCCAUAUUUAUAUCACAUUCCGAAAACAACACACUGACAAUGGAUUCCCAAUAUUUACUAUGUGCUAAGUUUAUAGGACAAACAAAAAACUAUUUUAGAUCUUUUUUUUUUUUUUUUAAGAGUAAACUGCUUUUGAUCCUUUUCCGUACUAACUAAUUAUAUUUAGUCUAGGUAGGAAGUAUUGACAGCUCACUGUUUACAUGUUCAUGGUUUGUGCUAUUUUAAUAUAUUGUAAAUUUCAGUAAGUGACUAAAAUAAAAUAUUUUAAAAAGUUGUAAAAUUUAUGAAAUAUGUAUUUGUGGAUAUCAAGGGUAAUAAACAUUGUUAUAAAACAGAUGUAUUAUUUGUAGUGAUUGUAAAAAUAAAAUAAAAAUAUUAUUGAGACCAA
Messenger RNA from Nezara viridula (southern green stink bug), 2963 nucleotides. Lineage: Eukaryota; Metazoa; Arthropoda; Insecta; Hemiptera; Pentatomidae. The record is from the annotation of a GenBank genome assembly.